Molecule: messenger RNA, 1900 nt
Organism: Paralichthys olivaceus (Japanese flounder)
Lineage: Eukaryota; Metazoa; Chordata; Actinopteri; Pleuronectiformes; Paralichthyidae
Source: RefSeq, a predicted model, not a curated record
CACUUCUCAUGCUAACGCUCCGGUGCUGCACCUGCUCCUACUAUAAACUGAUGUGGCAGCUCAAGGACGGGGCUGUUUCUCUAUCGGAACACAUUCCCUCCGCAUGCACAGUCUCCAUUUCACGGAAUAUGAAAAUCCAUGGAGUCAUUUGAGAGCCAUGCGUGUUCUCCCACAGUUGGCAGGCAGGUAUUUUCCCACAGCCAGGCGUCGCACUGGGGAAGCAUCAUCUCAGUGCUGGUGAUGUAGCAUGGAUGCUAGCUUCCUAAUGGACAACACGCAUGUUUGUAUUCGUGCGUAGAGGCAACUUGGACACGUAGCGUGAACGGCCUUUGUUUUAAUGUCAUGGACUGUCAUCACUCGCCUCAUGGGACACACGCGCUCCUCCACCAGUCAGAACUUCCACACGAGCAACUCUGACGUGACUGUUACGUGUCGGCUGACAUUUACUUGAUCGUGGUGAAAAAGAAGAAGAAGGGGAACGGGUGACAUUUCUGCUUCAAAGUCCUCAUCCACUCGGCGGCGGGCGGAGCGUCACAUGGCUCCUCUCAGCCCGCGUCCCUCUUGGUAGAAACUUCACGCGUGUGUCGGGGGAUGUGGAGCAGCUCUGCAGACAGAGGGCCGACACAGGACUGUCACACCAACCCGGCUGCGUGUCACCGUGGACGGGGCAGCGAGCGUUAACCCAGGGCCAAGACUCACAGCUCACACCUCAGCAGGCGACACGGAACCAGCGUCGCCACACACAUCCACCGUGAGGACCGGAAGACUCGUGGUCCAGCUGUGUGCGUGCUGGAGGCGGUUCACGGAACCAGUCAUGACGAAGCACUUCUGCGCUGUGUUAUCUCUGCAGUCAUUGGAUGUUGUAGUGAAGUGGACACAGGCUGAAGUGAUGCUCAGCCUCAUGUGCACAAUGUGUUAAACCAGGAGUCCUCACAUCCCUUACAUUCCUGUACAUGCACACAUUACUCCCGGGACCUCAUCUCAGCCUCUGUGGAUUACAGUGACACCUUGGAUCCCAUUAUUUUAUUGCCCCCCCCCCCCCCACCAGCUUGCUUUGCUGGGCACAGACCUCCUGGACACCCCCCCCAGUUGCCCGCUGAUGGCGCCCAGACACUGUCCUCUGGUUUUCUGUUGUUCUUUUUCACCAUGCACUGAAGACUGAGCUGGAGGACAAGAGUCAGUCAUGCCUAUCAGAAAAAAAGACACAGCUCGAGCCUUGGGGCUUCUGGAGGAGUACUGCACGAAACUGAGGAAGCCGGAGGAGCAGCAGCUCAAAACUGCCAUUCAGAGAGUGAUGGGGAUUUUCAAAAGCAAUCUGUUUGAAGCUCUUCUUGAUAUCCAGGAGUUCUAUGAAGUGACGCUGCUAAACACACAGAAGAGUUGUGAGCAAAAGCUUGAGGAGGUCAACCACAUGGCUGACAAGUGGGAGAAGAGUGUUUCCGUACAGAACUCUGAUGUUGCACACUCGGCCUGUCCAAUGGAGGAGCAGGGAGACCACAACAGCUCAGAUCAUAGUGGGAUGGAGCAGGGAGAGAGCAGUACCAAGUCUUCUGAGAACAGGCCACCAGCAGUACAGGGGUCACCCCACAACGGCCAGACCCCACCCUGCAUGAACCCUGCCUUGAUGAACGCUCCCUGGCAGUACCACUACCAAGACGACGACUCGCCCCCUCUUGACCAGGGAUUCCCACGACUUACCAACGAGGUGCGCUCCCCUGAGCUUGUGCACGUGUCCGAGAAGAACUUGUCUGAGAUCGAAAAUGUGCACGGCUACGUUUCCCACUCCCACAUCUCUCCUCUCAAGCCUGCACUGGUUACCCGUUUUGAUCUUGCAUACCCGAGUGUGACCACAGCAAACUACAUGGCAAGUUUUAUUUUCUUUAAUUUUAUUUAACUUCAG